Knipowitschia caucasica is the source of this 3837-nucleotide messenger RNA. NCBI's taxonomy places the organism in Eukaryota, Metazoa, Chordata, Actinopteri, Gobiiformes, Gobiidae. The record is from the annotation of a GenBank genome assembly.
AUGGGUUGGGUGGGGGGGGGGGGGGGGGGUGGGGGUUUUGGGAUAUGGGUAAUGGAGAUGAUUUUUUGUUUGGUGUUUGUUUUGGUUUGGGGGUGUGUGGGUUGGGGUUUUUUUUGGUGGUUGGUGGGGGUUGGAUUUUUGUUGGUUGGGUUUGUGGGUUUUGGUGGGGUUGGGGUGUUUUGGUGUGUUUUGGUGGGUGGUGGGGGGUGUUGGUGGGGGGGGUGGUUUGUGUUGGUUGGGGUUUUUUGGGGGUGGGUGGUGGGUGGGGGGGGGUUGUUUGGGUUGGUGUGGUGGUGUUGGGGGUGUGGGGGGGUGGUUGGGGGGUGGGGGGGUUGUGUGGGGGGGUGGGUUUGGGUGGGGGGGGGGGUGUGGGGUUUGGGUGGGGGUUGGGGGGGGGGGGGGGGGGGAGGGGGGUGGGUGGGUGUGGGGGGGGGGGGGGUGGGGGUGGGGGGGGUGGGGGUGUGGGUUUGUGGGGGGGGGGGGGUUUUGGGGGUGGGGGUGUUGUUGGGGGUUGUUGUGGUAUGGUGGGGUGGGGUGUUGGGGGUGUGGUGUUGUUUGGUGGUGUGUGUGGGUGGGGUUUGGGGGGUGGGGGUGGUGGGGGGUGGGGGGGUGGUGUUGGGGGGGGGGGUUGUGGGGGUGGGGGUGUGGGGGUGUGGUGUGGUGGUGUUGGUUGGGGGGGUGGUUUGGUGGUGGGGUGGGGGUUGGGGUGUUUGGGUGUUGGGGGGGGGGUGUGUUGGGGGGGGGUGUGUUUGUGGUGGGGGGGUGGGUGGGGGGGGGUGUGGUGUGGGGUGUGGGGGGGGGUUGUGUUGGGGGUGGGGGGUGGUUGGGGGGUGUGUGGGGGGGGGGUGGGGGGUGGGGUUUUGUGGGGGUUGUGGGUGGUGUGGUGGUGGGUUGGUGGGGGGUGGGUGUGGGGGGGUGUGUUGUGUGGUUGUUUGGGUUGGUUGUGGUGGUGUGGGGGGGUUUGUGGGUGGGUGUUUGGGUGGUGUGUGUUUGUGGGGUGGGGUGGUUGGGGGGGGCUGUGGGGUUUGGGGGGGGGGGUUUGUGGUGUUGGGGGGGGGGGGGGGGGGGUGGGGGGGGGGGGGGGUGGGUGUGGGGGUGGGGUUGUUGGGUUUGGGGUGGGGGGUUGGGGGGGGGUGUGUGUUGGGGGGGGGGGUGGGGGUGGGGGUGGGGGGGGGGUUGUGGUGUGGGGGGGGGGUUGUGUGUGGUGGGGUGGGGUGGGUGGGGUGGGUGGGUGUGGGGUGUGGGGGGUUGGGGGUGUUGGGGGGGGGGGGUGUGUGGGUGGUGGGGGGGGGGGGGGGUUGGGGGGGGGGGGGGGGGUUGGGGGGGUUGUGGGGUGGGGGUUGGUGGGGGGGUGUUGGGGUGGGGUUGUUGUUGGGGGGGGGGGGGGGGGGGGUUGUGGGUGGUGGGGUGGGUGGGGGGGGGGGGGGUGGUUGUGGGGGGGUUGGGUGGGUGGGGUUGUUGGGGGGGGGGGGGGGGGUGGGGGGGUUGGGGUGUUGGGUGGGUUUGGGGGGGGGGUGUUGGGUGUUGGGUGGGGGUUUGGUGUUGGUGGGGGGGGGGUGGGGGGUUGUGGGGGGUUGGUUUGUGGGGGGGGGGGUUGUGUGGUGUGGUGGUGUGUGGGGGGGGGGGGAGGUGGGGGGGGGGGUGUGGGGUGUGGUGGGGUGGGGGGGGGGGGGGGUGGGUUGGUUGGGUGAGGGUGGGGUUUUUGGGGGGGGGUUGGUGUGUUGGGUUGGGGUGGGGUUGGUGUUGGGGUGUGGGGGGUGGGUUGUGUUUUGGGUGGUGGUUUGUGUGGUUGGUGUGUGGGGUUGGGUGUGGGGUGGGUGUGGUUGGGGGUUGGGGUGGGGGGGGUGGUGUGGUGGGUUGGGGGGGGGGUGGGUGGGUUGGUUGGUGUUGGGUGGGUGGGGGGUGGUUGGUUGGGGGGUUGGGGUUUGUGGGGGGGUUGGGGGGUGGGGUGGGGGGUGGGGUGGGGUGUGUGGGGGGUUGGGGGGUUGGGUGUGUGGGGGGGGGGGGGUGGGGGGGGGGUUGGGGGGGGGGGGUUGGGGGGGUUGUGGGGUGGGUGUUGUGGGGGGGGUGGGGGGGUGGGGGUGGGGGGUGGGUGGGUGGUGGGGGGGUGGGGUGGGGGGGUGGUGGGGGGUGGGGUGGGGGGGUUGUGUUUGUGGGGGGGGGGGGGGUGGGGGGGGGGGGGUGUGGUGUGGGGGGGGGGUGGGGGGUGUGUUGUGUUGGUGGUGGGUUGGGUGGGGGUGGGGGGGUUUGGGGGGGUGUUUGGUGUGGGGGGGGUGGGUGUGGGUGGGUGGUGGUGUGGUGUGGUGUUUGGGGGGUGGUGGUGGUUUUGUUGGGGGUUGUUGGGGGGGGUGGGGGGGGGUGGGGGGGGGUUGUUUUUUUUUUGUGUUUUUUGUGGGGGGUUGGUGGGUGAUGGGGGGGGUGUGUGGGUUGGGGGUAGGUGUUUUAAGUGUGUGUGGGGUUUGGGGUGUGGUGUGUUGGGGGGGUUGUUGGGGGGUGGUGUGUUGUGGUUGUGUGUUGGGGGGGUUUGGGUGUUGGGGGGGGUGUGUUUGGGGGGGGUUUGGUGGGGGUGUGGGGGGGGGUGGGGGGUUGGGGGGGGGGGGGUGGGGGGGUUGUGGGGGGUGGGGUGGUGUGUGUGGGGGGGGGUGGUGGGGGGGUUGUGGGGUUGGGUGGGGGGGGGGGGGUGGUUUUGGGUGGGGUUGGGGGGGUGGGGUGUGUGGUGGGGUUGGGGUGGGUGGGUGUGGGGGGUGGUUGGUGGGUGGGGGGUUGUUGGGGUUUUGUGGGGGUGGUGGGGGGGGGGUGUGUGGGUGGUGGGGGGGGUGGGGGGGUUUGGGGUGUUGUGGUGGGUGUUUGUGGUGGGGGGGGUGGUUGGGGGUGGGUGGUUGGGGGGGGUGGUGGGGGGUUGGGGGGUGGGUGGGUUUGGUGGGGGGUGGGGUUGGGGGGGGUGGGGGGGGUGGUUGGGGUGGUUGUUGUGUUGUUGGGUGUGGGGUGGGUGUGGUGGGUUGUGUGGGGGUGGUGUGGGGGGGUUUGUGUGUGUUGUGGGGUGUGGGGGGUGGUGGUGUUUGUGGUGGGGUGGUGGGGGGUGUGGGGGUGGGGGGGGGUUGGGGGUUUGUUUGUUGGGGGGGUGUGUUGGGGUGGGGGGGGGUUUGGGGGUGUUGGGUGGUGUUGUGGUUGGGGGGGUGGUUGGGUUGUGUGGGUUGGUGGUGUGUGGGUUUUUUGGUGUUGUGUUGGGGUUUGGUGGGUGGGUGGGGGUGGGUUGGGUGGGGUGUGUUGGGGGGGGUGGGUGUGGGUGGGGGUUGUUGGGGUUUUGUGUGGGGGUUGGGUGGGGGGGGUGGGGUUUUUGUGGUUGUUUGUGGUUUUGGGGGUUUGUGGGUUGGUUUUGGGGGUAGGUGUGGGGGUGGUGUUGUGUGGGGUGGUGUGGGGUGUGAUGUUUGUGGUGUUGGGGGGGUGGUUUUGGGGUUUUUUGGGGGGGUGGGGGGGGUGGUGGGGGUGGUUGGGGGGGUUGGGUGGGGGGGGUGGGGGGUGUGGUGGUGGUGGGGGGGGGGGUUGGUGUGUUUGUGGGUGUGGGUUGGGUGUGGGGGGGGGGUGGUUGUGGUGUGGGUGUUUGGUUUGGUGGGGGGUUGUUGUGGUUUGUUGGGGUUGAGUAGGGGGUGGGUUGUUUGGGGGGGGGUGGGUUGGUUUGUUGUGUUUGGGGGUUGGUGUGUUGGUGUUUGUGUUGUGGGUGGUGUUGUGUUGGGGUGGGGUUGGGUUUGUAUUUUGGUGGGGGUUAUGUUGGGGGGGGGUUUGGGGUUGUGGUAUGGGUGUUGUGGGGGGGGGGGGGGGAGAGGUGGAGAUUGUUAA